Messenger RNA from Malania oleifera, 3561 nucleotides. RefSeq names its product leucine-rich repeat receptor-like protein kinase TDR. Gene Ontology annotation, molecular function: protein kinase activity; protein binding; ATP binding. The record is from RefSeq and is a predicted model, not a curated record. The transcript has 2 exons. The coding region runs from base 243 to 3329 and encodes 1028 amino acids. Lineage: Eukaryota; Viridiplantae; Streptophyta; Magnoliopsida; Santalales; Ximeniaceae. Gene Ontology annotation, biological process: protein phosphorylation.
AGAUGAAGAAGAAGAAAUUGUAGAUACCCAUUACCCAUAACCUUCUCUAAAACCCUCUCUCUCUCUCUCUCUCCUCAAGAGUUCAUAUAUGCUUCAUGCCCACAAAACAAACCCACUCAAGCAACAAUAAUGAUGAAAAACCCUCUGCACCCAGCACUCCCAAAAAGCAAUCCUCACCAUCAAAACUCUUCUUCCCUUAAAUUUACCUUUCAAUUCCAAAACCCUCACCCAAUUCCCAAACCAUGAGAAUUUCUUUUCCUUUCCCAUUGCUCCUCGCAUUCCCCUUCUUCUUCUCUUCAAUUCCUCUGCUUUCCUCUGCUUCUCUCUCCCUGCAAUACCUCUCCCUCCUCUCCCUCAAAGCCUCCCUCGCCGAUCCUCUCUCCGCCCUCCGCGACUGGUCGCUGCCUGCCAACUUCUCCGUCCAAGACCCCUCAUGGUGCUCUUGGUCCGGCAUCGAAUGCGACCCCCAAACAGGCCAUGUCAUUUCCCUCGACCUCUCCUGUCAGAAUCUCUCCGGCCGAAUUCCGGAUACCGUCCGGCACCUGUCCGAGCUGAAGCACCUCAAUCUCAGCAAGAAUGCCUUCGAUGGACCCUUCCCGUCGACGAUCUUCGACCUGACCUCACUGAGGACGCUCGACAUUAACCACAACAACUUCAAUUCCACUUUCCCGCCUGGGAUUUCCAAGCUGAAAUCCUUAACAUUCUUCGACGCUUACAGCAACAGCUUCACCGGACCUCUUCCCGACGAUGUCGCCGAUCUCCGGCAUCUCCAGCAUCUCAACCUCGGCGGCAGCUACUUCUCCGGCGCGGUGCCGGAAAAUUACGGUACAUUUGAAAGACUGACGUUUCUCGACUUGGCUGGGAACGUACUGGAAGGACCCGUUCCGACUCAGUUGGGUUUCUUGACGCAGCUCGAACGUUUGGAGAUCGGUUAUAAUCAGUUCACCGGCCAAGUCCCGGCGGAAUUUGGGUUGUUGUCAAAUCUCAACUACCUUGAUAUUUCGAACUGCAAACUUUCGGGUUUUCUCGCGCCGGAACUCGGCAAUUUGACGAAGCUCGAAACAUUGUUCCUGUUUAAGAACCAGUUUUCUGGCGAGAUACCCAAGAGUUAUGCAAAUUUUUUGGCUAUGAAAUCUUUCGAUUUGUCCAAUAAUCUACUUACUGGGACUAUUUUGGAGGAAGUAUCUUACAUGAAGGAGAUGACGGUGCUGAAUUUGAUGAACAAUAAACUCAGCGGCGAGAUACCCGCCGGCGUCGGCGAGCUUCCCAAUCUCAACAACCUCUGCCUCUGGAACAAUUCGCUAACCGGAAUUCUCCCUCAAAAGCUCGGAUCGAAUGGAAAGUUGAUAAAACUCGACGUCUCCUCAAAUUCGCUCACCGGUCCGAUCCCUCCGGGUCUCUGCACGGGAAAUCAGCUCCAGAAGACCAUUCUCUUCGGAAACAUGUUCACUGACGAGAUCCCGCCGACGCUCCUGAACUGUACUUCCUUGCUCAGGUUUCGAGCUCAAGAUAACAAGUUUAACGGCUCUAUUCCUCAUGGAUUCAGUCUUCUGCCGAACCUCACCUUCAUGGACAUCAGCAACAACAAUUUUUCAGGUCAAAUCCCAAUGGACCUUGCCAAUGCACCUAAAUUACAGUUCCUGAAUAUUUCAGGAAACGGUUUCGAAACCCAAUUACCGGAAAACAUAUGGAGGUCGCCGAGUCUGCAAAUUUUCUCCGCUAGUUUCUGCAAACUCACCGGCAAAAUUCCAGAUUUCAUCGGCUGCCACAACAUAUACAAGAUAGAAUUGGUGGGCAAUUCACUCAACGGAAGCAUCCCUUGGGACAUCAGCCACUGCGAGAAGCUCCUCUCUCUCAACCUUCGCCUGAAUUCCCUCACCGGGAUAAUCCCUUGGGAGAUUUCCACCCUCCCGUCGAUCACCGACGUCGAUAUCUCCCACAAUUUCCUCACCGGCAUGAUCCCCUCGAACUUCAGCAACUCCCGCACUCUCGAAAGCUUCAACGUCUCCUUCAACCUCCUCACCGGUCCAAUCCCGUCCACCGGCACGAUCUUCCCAAACCUCCACGCGCCUUCGUUCGCCGGCAAUGACGGCCUUUGCGGCGAAAUCCUUCACAAGCCCUGCCCAUCGGAGGGCAGCGCGGAGGCAGCCUCCGACCAACGGCCGCCAAGAAAGACCGCCGGCGCGAUCGUGUGGAUCAUGGCGGCGGCGUUUGGAAUUGGCGUUUUCGUGCUAGUCGCCGGCAGCCGGUGUUUCCGGGCGAAGAAUGCGAUGCGACUCUCCGGAGAGAGGGAGGCGGGGCCAUGGAAGCUGACGGCGUUUCAGCGGCUGAACUUCACGGCAGAGGACGUGAUGGAGAGCGUGGCGAUGAGCGAGAAGAUAAUAGGGACGGGGGCGACGGGGAUGGUGUACAGGGCGGAGAUGCCCGGCGGGGAGAUCAUAGCGGUGAAGAAGCUGUGGGGGAGGCAGAAGGAGGCGGCGACAAGGCGGCGGCGAGGAGUCCUGGCGGAGGUGGAGGUGCUGGGGAACGUGAGGCACCGGAACAUAGUGAGAUUGUUAGGGUGCUGCAGCAACAGGGAGGGGACGAUGCUGCUCUACGAGUACAUGCCCAACGGCAGCCUCGAGGAGUUGUUGCAUGGGAAAAACAAUGACGUGGCGGUCACCGAUUGGCUGACCAGGCAUAAGAUAGCGCUUGGGGUGGCGCAGGGCAUUUGCUAUCUUCACCACGACUGUGACCCGGUGAUCGUGCACCGCGACCUCAAGCCCAGUAAUAUUCUUUUGGACGGCGAGAUGGAGGCCAGGGUGGCAGACUUCGGAGUCGCCAAGCUCGUCCUCCCCGACGAGUCCAUGUCCGUCAUCGCCGGCUCCUACGGCUACAUUGCGCCAGAGUAUGCUUACACACUACAAGUUGAUGAAAAGAGCGACAUAUAUAGUUAUGGGGUGAUGCUGAUGGAGAUCUUAAGUGGGAAAAGAUCAGUCGAUCCAGAGUUUGGAGAUGGCAACAACAUUGUAGAUUGGGUGCGAACGAAAAUCAAGGCCAAGAAUGGUAUAAAUGAUAUUCUUGAUGAAAAUGCAGGAGCGUCUUGUGCGUCGGUGAAGGAGGAGAUGAUGUUGGUGCUUAGAGUGGCGAUAUUGUGCACUAGUCGAAACCCUGCUGAUCGACCCUCCAUGAGGGAUGUGGUAUCAAUGUUGCAAGAAGCCAAGCCGAAAAGAAAAUUACUAGAAAAUAUGAUACGAUUUGGCGUUAAUGAUAAUGUGGUGACUUGUGGCGGCGGCGGCGGCGGCGGCGACACUAAUCCCUUCAUAAACAAACCGGCAUUAGAAUGUUAAUAUAGGUAACUUUUGUGGGUUUUUUCUUUCUUUGGGAAUUUUUUUUUUCUUGCUUUCAAAUGGUGGGGAUUGGUAUAGGAGAAGUGAUUUGUCAUUUUUAUUUUUAAUGGAAUUUUUAAGUGUUUUCUCAUUCUAGUCUCUAUGAUGUUUAUAUCGGGUUAUGAUUUUGAUUAUUGACACUUAAGUUCCAUGUGAAAAUAUAUUUGAAGAGUGUUUGCGAUGUUGAUAUGAA